GAAUGACCUUCGGUUUUUUUUAGACAGAAUAUGACUAUUUUUAAAAUGAUACAAGUAAAACAUAAGCUCAGUAGAUCUUUCUUUUCAGAUGCUGUUUUAAGAGCUUAUUUUGUUCGUCGGACUCGAUUUGGAUCAUUACCAGUUUAUUUAGAUAUUAAAGGUGGAGGAACAAAAUAUUUAACAUUAAUUAGAAAAGUAGAAGGAAAUGCUUAUGAACUAUGUAAGAAAUUAGAAAAGGAUCUUAAAUUAAGCCAAAAAGAAUUGUUUGUUAAUAAUUUAACAAAACAUGUUAUUAUAAAAGGAUCAAGAGUAAAUGAAGUCAAAAGAAUCCUUAUUAGAGAUGGAUUUUGAACUAAAAAUGCGGAAAAACAUAGUGAUGACCCCAAACAUAAAUAAU
Pneumocystis carinii B80 is the source of this 397-nucleotide messenger RNA. RefSeq lists its product as hypothetical. Gene Ontology annotation, biological process: translation. Gene Ontology annotation, molecular function: structural constituent of ribosome. The transcript is spliced from 3 exons. Gene Ontology annotation, cellular component: ribosome; mitochondrial large ribosomal subunit. Lineage: Eukaryota; Fungi; Ascomycota; Pneumocystomycetes; Pneumocystales; Pneumocystaceae. The coding region runs from base 31 to 351 and encodes 106 amino acids. The record is from RefSeq and is a predicted model, not a curated record.